Molecule: messenger RNA, 579 nt
Organism: Triticum turgidum subsp. durum (durum wheat)
Lineage: Eukaryota; Viridiplantae; Streptophyta; Magnoliopsida; Poales; Poaceae
Source: the annotation of a GenBank genome assembly
AUGGAUGGCCUGGUUGUGUGCGAAGGAUGCAGUUCUCACGCGCAAGCUAGGGCUGGAGCCGCCAGCUCUUCAUCCUGCCCGCCGGCGGCGAGUCUUCCUGUCCCGCACUUCCGCCUCCCCAUUAUCACAGCCCCUGAGCAAAAGUUGCUGGAGUCUUUGAAGGAGUUGGAGAAGUCUCUAGCGAUGCAAGUUCGUCUUAAACCUGAGUCCGAAUCCAAUUUCGUGGGAACAAGCAUAUAUUCCAUGAACUUUCCAUUAGAUUCAGUGGACAGGUUCAUCUGGUCCUUUACUCCUCACAUAAUAACUGUGAAACUUAAUGAGGAAGGUUAUCCUUUCUUCAAGGACUGGAAGUUUCCUGUAGUCUUCAUUUUGGCCAUGUACCUUCAAACUGAACCAAAAAUGUUGAUAAGACAUGGGCUGGACUUACUUCCGAUGUGCAAUAUUUUCGGUAAAGUGAUUCAAGUGAAACUGGGAAUUGGACGUGCGCUCUUCUACUCGGCUACUCGGACGUGCCCUCAGGGUACUCAGCUCAUGAGCCUCCCACUAUUCCUUGUGAAGCAGCAAAUGCAACAUACCUAA